Molecule: messenger RNA, 4900 nt
Organism: Linum trigynum
Lineage: Eukaryota; Viridiplantae; Streptophyta; Magnoliopsida; Malpighiales; Linaceae
Source: the annotation of a GenBank genome assembly
UAAUUAGAAUAUUUAUGAUUAAAUCUCUCAAUUAGUAACUUUAAGAUCUUGGGCCAAAGAAGUUUUGGUGAUGCCAAGUGGCUAACAACGUGGAUACUAAUGGGCCAAUGGGAAUGAAAUGAAGGAGGGAAGAGGGGACGGUCAAAAAGUCAAAGGAUCCGAAGCACUGUUCAUGGCGUCAUCCCACACUUAUAGACUGUGGCAAUGGUGGUGGGUACUCUCCCAAAAAUUCGUCGUGUAGCUUCCUGCCACAUGGCACUCAUCCAUUGGUUCGUGACCUUCAUCUUAAAACCAUGUUAUUCUCGAUUCUGCCCCCUCAUCGUCCUGUCUUGUUUGUAGCAUGAUGUAUAUUUGUUUGUAAGCCUUUGGAAAUCCAUGGCUUUGCUAUUCUAAGUUCCCUUUUCCCCUUUCCUUUUGGCCAACGGCUCUUGCCAUUCUAGGAAGAAACAUACACAACCGGAGACCAAACCAUGAGCUUCUUCAACCAUGCUUUCAUGCGUAGACCAUGUCACCAGUGGAUAUACCAGGUCGACUUUUUUUUUAAUACGUUUACAACGAUGAUUGUUCUAAUCGAAACAGAGAGAUGCGUGCUCAUGGCAAAUGUACGGAGACUGGGGGGUCGGACUUUUUGGUAACUUGCAUUGGCCAUGGGAUUGGGCUAGGAAAAUCAAAUUGACUUGUUAUUUUUUAUUCGGUAUAUAUGUCAUCCUUUUCCUUGCAUUUCUUCAUUUUCAUUGGGUAUGCAAUACAUUGUACGUGCAUCCCCUCCUUUCUUAAUGUACAUCAAUCCAUCAGACUGCUGCUAUUAUACUCGACGCAAAAUAAAAAUGUCAGGACUUUCGUCUCUCUAAAAAUAAAUAUUUUCAUGUGAUUAAUUACAUAGUUUGCAUCACAAUUUUUUAUUCUUCUUCCAAUCAUAUAUACUUGAGCAUUGGUAUCUGAUUCGAACCGCAAUACGAGCCUCGAUCUUUUACGUACCCACAGACACACUCACAAGUCACACUCCUGGUUUGUAGGUAGUAGAAGAAGGAAGAGAGAAGAUUAAUGCCUGGCCUGGGGGCCAUAAUCCAUAUCAUAUCAUCAUCAAUCUGCUACUCUGCUAGCGUAGCUUGCUACCUGCUGUACAACAUAACAUAAGGCUAAGGGAUUAAUUCCUAGAGAGAGAGAGAGAGAGAGAGAGAGAGAGGAAAGGCAAAGCCAAAGGCAAAGGCAAAGGGAGCAGCCCCCACUUCUCAACCUUAGCUUUUUCUUCCUCCGUUCCAUUAAUUCUCUCCGUUCCACCGCGACACGAUCCGCCUCUGCCGCUCUUCUUUUUUCUUCUAUCUCUCUCCCUCGCUGUCUCUCUUAAAUUCUGCUUUCCUUUCUCCAUCUCCACCGAUCUUUCAGUAUAGUAUAUGGAAAUGGAAGACCGCCACCCACCUCUCCACCUCCAGUUCCCCGCCGCCGGCACCCUCGAUCUCCGCCACUUCAUCUCCUCCUCCUCCUCCCCCGCCGCUGUCGCAGGCAGCGGCGGCGGCGGAGUUCUCAGACCUAUCCCGAACCAGAACUCCUCCCACCACUACUUCCCAGUACUUCAGCCGGACGCCUCUCCCUUCUUCUCCCCUCUCCACCACCGCGAUCACCACACCUUCCCCCCGCCGCCUCCGCCGCCCGCCUACGACAUGAUGAUGCAGCUCCUGCCCCGCUCUCAGCCGGAGUUUCGAGGGGCAGAUUCCGGUACCCCUACUCUAAGUAACUGUGGCGCCGCCGCCCAACCUAGCUCGAGCAGCCUGAGCGGCGGCGGCGGUGGUGGGUUGGAGGGUGACGUCAUGGGCGGGAUGUUCGGCGGCGGCGUGGGAGCAGACGGCGGGACGGGGAGGUGGCCUCGGCAGGAGACGCUGACUCUGCUGGAGAUCAGAUCGAGGCUGGAUCCCAAGUUCAAGGAAGCUAAUCAAAAGGGUCCUCUCUGGGACGAGGUCUCCAGAAUAAUGUCGGAGGAGCAUGGGUACCAGAGGAGCGGGAAGAAGUGCAGGGAGAAGUUCGAGAACUUGUACAAGUACUACAAGAAGACCAAAGAGGGGAAAGCCGGGAGGCAAGAUGGGAAGCACUACAGGUUCUUCAGGCAGCUCGAAGCUCUCUAUGGCCCCACCGACUCAUCACCAACAAGCAACAACAACAACAACAUGUUCAUCAGCCCAACACUACCUCAUCAUCAUUCCUCUCUACAGAUUCAAGAUUCUCCUUACAACAUGGGGACAACCAACAACAACAAUACUAGUUCAACCUUCCACCAUCCCUUCCUCGGCAAUACAAUGUCGUCAGGUGUGGCUCCAACGAACCAAGACGUGCUCUACUCGAGCCUGAGCAUCUCCAACGACUCCUCCGAGUUCGAGUCCUCAGAGGACUCCGAGGGCCAGGAUCCUGCUGCUGCCACAGCUCGUGAAGCUGUGGCAGCAGGGACCGGAGGAGGAGGAGUGGACGAUCAUAACGAUUCGUCGGAGAGGAUGGCGAGGAGGAGCAGGAGGAGGAGGAAGAGCGGUUGGAAGAGCAUGAUCAAGGAUUUCAUCGACUCGCAGAUGAGGAAGCUGAUCGAGAAGCAGGAGGCAUGGCUCGAGAAGCUGACCAGGACACUGGAGCACAAGGAGAAGGAGAGGGUGGUGAGGGAGGAGGAGUGGAGGAAGCAAGAGGCGGCUAGGGUGGAGAGGGAGCAGAAGUUUUGGGCCAAGGAGAGGGCUUGGAUUGAAGCUAGGGAUAGUGCAUUGAUGGAAGCUCUAGGGAAGUUGAGUGGUGGUGGUAAUGGUGGAGGUGGAGAUGUUCAACACCGUCGUGAUCAAGGAGUGAAUGUGAAUAAAACUUCUUCUUCAUCUCCCCACGAGAAUGAUAACGAUAAGGAGAUGAAGAAGAUGAGUGAUGGUGAUUGUGGGAGGAGCUCUUCCUGUAACUAUGGCUUCCAUGGGGAACCAAUGUACAAUCCUGAAGCGUUGCGGAUUCAUCAAAAUCGUGAGCACGUUAGCAAUGCCAAUAACAAUAGGUUGGGUGAGAGCAGCUUUAGGUUCUUGAUGGGGGAAGGAGGGGAAACGGCCAUGUGGGAGAACUAUGGGUUGAAGCUUAGCAAAGGAGAUGACGAUCCUGAUCACGAUCAAAAUCCAUGACGAUCUGAGUUUGCUAAAUGGAAGGUACUAUAAGUGUUUUUAUGCGCAUUUAGUACGAAAGAGACAUAAGUUAGUUACUAUAUGGAGCUGACAUGUUUGCUUUGUCAUUGAAAUGACAAUGCAUUGUUGAUGAUGUAAAAGGUGAAGAGAAGAUAACAUUGGAGGGGGGAAAUCAAGGUUAUGGGUUGACUUAAAGGAUUUGGCAAAUGCUGUUGCUCUAUGAUAUCUAGGGAGUUGGGAAGACCAAUUUUCUGUUCUUAUAUAUAUAUUAUUACAAGCUGUUCAAGAUCAAAUCUAAUUAUAUGUGAUUAGUCAAUGAUAUUAAGGAAGUAUCUGACUUAUUAAUUUGCUUAAUCACUAUCUUUCUUCUUGUAAUGUCUUGGGGAUUGGUCUCUCAUUUUUGUAAUGGAAUCUUUAAAAGCUAUAUGGGUUUUGUUCAUAUGGGAAUUUCUUUGUUCAUCUGAAAUUUAGUUAUAAAUGAUAAGGGGAAGAAAUAGUACUCUCUAUUAUGUUGGUGGUCACUUAAUUUGUUCAUCCUUUAUCAUGUCCUAUAUUUGAACUCCAAAACUUAUUGGGAUAAUUUAUCUCUCUCUUCGAAUUUGGAGUAUAGUCUUCUGGUAUCAGGUAACUCAACGUGAGAAAUAUGUUAGCUAAAUGUGUUAGAGCUGCAACAAAAUUUCAUUGACGAAUGAAAACAUGAAAUUCUAUGUGUAUGCAAAAACAUAUAGGGUUGUUAUACUUACUUCACAUCAAAUAGUUUUCUUGUAUGCUCUUCGAUAAGAUUAACAUCUCAAUUGUAUAUAUUCAUAUAAUUAGUCAGUUCCUUUUCUCUCUUGAAUCAAUAACAAUACAAAGAUUAUCGAGAUCGAGAGAUACAACCACUUGCUCGAUCUAAAUCUUUGGCCGAAUUCAUUACUCAGAAGGGGACUACUCGAACAUUAGCCCUAAUGGAUCUAUGAAGAAAAGUGGGAGAUUUCAUCAUCUUCAACAGAAAGACAGCCUUUGCAAACUGUGAAUUUCAUCAUUUGUUGUUGUUUUUUGUUUCUUAUCUGUCCGUGUUCGAUGUUGGCGCUGUCUUCGAGCUCUGGUUAUAUACUGAAUUUAUAAAAGCAACGAAAAGAAAAUAAUGAAGAAAAACAAAGUCUGGUGUCCGUUUUUGGUUGAUGGGAAAUGCUGGCUUUCCUGAAGUUGAGUGCCUGAGAUACGCAACCUAGCUAGCUUAAAGUCCUGCACAAUGUACCAGGUCUGUCCAGAACUCUCCCCCACCACAUUCAGUAAUAAUUGUGUUUUUUUUAUGUUAGGAAAAGAAAUCCAUCGUCAAAUACGACGAUUCUCAUGAAUACUCGAUAAGUUCAUAAGAACGACUUAUUCAUAUACAAUAGAUCUGCAUGUAGCGAGUACGAGAGUUAAACAGGAGUGCAGGAAUAAUUAUUCACGUCCACAUCAAACAAUUAUUGAUAUAUUCAUUAACCGAUUCAUUCAAAACCAUUCGAGAUAUAUGUUUUUCUAAAAAUAAAUAUUAUAUCAUUAAUUCAAUAAAUUACGGAUCUAAAAAGUAGACAUAAGAGCCGUAAUAUGUCGUAAUUUAGAAAAAUUCAAAUAACUCAUCUUGUGAUCUUUUUUAGCUAAAUUAAGUCACAUGAUGGUGAUUAAUUGGAGUUUGCCAUCACAUAUAGCCAUGAAGGAGUGAAGAAGCUUCGUCCCCAGCCCCAGGGGAAGAGCCAAAAGGACCCAAACAAAACAGGAAAUAAUACAGCAAGCAAGAUUAC